AUGGUAAACUUCAAAGCUUUAGAAGAUGCAGGCCUUAUAAAUCUAAAUUUUCCUGCUGAAAAGGAAAAAGUUGAAGGCGUAAAAAUAUCUUUAGAAGAUAUUGAAAAAGCCUUUAAAAUAUUAGACGAAAAAAAUUAAGGGUCAAAAAUAUCCCUUUAGGAAUUAAAAAAGAAAAUUCCUGUUUUAAACCCUAAUUUUCCUCUUAAUGAAAUUCCAGCUUUAACACAGGGAAAAGCAGAAAUAAAAUCAAAAGAACUUUUUGAAUUAUUAAAAUAAAAUGAAUUAGAGAACUUUGAUCCUUUAUAAGAGGCUUUUAACCUUUUAGAUCCUAAUAAAACAGGGGCUAUUGAUAUGGGAAGACUUCAAAAAGUUUUUUCAGUUUUAGGAUAUGCUGAUUUGGAUUAAAAAGAUAUUAGUAUAUUAGAAGAAUGCCUAAAUAUUAGGGCUGAUAAAUAAGGAAAAAUCACUUUAAAUGAUUUAAGGGAUAUUUUUGAAAAUGAAAAUUGA
Messenger RNA from Ichthyophthirius multifiliis, 507 nucleotides. RefSeq lists its product as hypothetical. The record is from RefSeq and is a predicted model, not a curated record. The transcript is spliced from 2 exons. Gene Ontology annotation, molecular function: calcium ion binding. Lineage: Eukaryota; Ciliophora; Oligohymenophorea; Hymenostomatida.